CCCUGGAGUACGGAGCGGUGCCCCGGCUGGGACCCGGCAGGGCUAGGCAGGGCAGCGGCGGCAGCUGCAGCAUUUCACAAAGGCAGCUGCGGCGCGCGCCGGGGGGCGCAGGGAACCCGGCAGGGGGAGCCGCGGAGCGAAGGGCGCCGCUGCUGCGGGGCAGGGAGAGGCAGAGAUCCGGAGCGGAGCGCCCGGCGCAGGAGGAGGCGAGCUGCCCAGAGCCCCGUGCAAAGAGGGGGUCGCAGAAGCCGCAGGUCCCCAGCGGGCUGGGGGCAGCGAGGGGGCUGGACAGCGGCGCCCCGGCUCCACGGGCGGCGGGCGCUGGUCACCCAGCCCGAGCCCUGGUGCAUCGCGCAGAGCCGACCCCCUGCCCAGCCUCGCCGCCGGCCGUCCCCGCAGGGCUGCGGGAGAGGGACAGCUGCGCGCCGGGGCUCAGCGGCGAUCCCGGGAGGCACCAUGCGUUGCCCGCUCCUGCUGCUCGUCCUGCUCUGCUGCAGGGGAGAUGUCAUUGCAGAAAGUGACAUGACUGCAGCUUCCACCACAAGUGCCCCGUCUGCCGAUGCCUCCUCCCAGGGCAGCCAACCCCCCACUGAGACUACGGGUGCCCCAACCCCCUCUCAAACCUUGACCCCCACCAAAGCUGACACCUCACCCUCCUCUGGCCCUGGCAUCCUGCCUGCUGCCUCGACUUCCACCAAUGCCCUGUCUGGUGUCAGCACCCUGCUCCCCACCACCUCUGGUACACCAGGCAGUGCCAGCGUCCCAUCCUUCACUGGUGCUGGAACAUCACCUGGCACCGUCCCUCCAUCCCCCGCCGGUGCCCCAUCCCACACUAAUGCCACCACUCUGACCCCUGCCACCACUCUAUCCCCUGCCACCACUCUGACCCCUGCUGACACCAGCACCCUGCCUACUAAAGCUAGUGCUACCUCUCAGAGCACAGCAGCGAUCACCACCACCACCAGCUCUGCAGACUCCCUCACCGUCGGUGCCCCCAGCUCCCCGGCUGCCCCUGUUGCCCAUACCCUCAGCUCCGCAGCCACCCCCAGCUCCAUGGCCACCCCAGCUGCUCACACGGCUGUUACCCCGAGCUCUACCAUCGCCGCUGACGUCCCCAGCUCUGCAGACACUGGUCUGGCAGCCGCGUCUCCAUCUCAGAAGCCCCAAACAACAGCAACUACUACAGGAAGCAGCUUAGGUGUUAAUACAGACAAGGAACGUACCACCCAGAACCAGCCAGUGAAACCUGUAGCAACUACGGAAAGUGCUACCAAACCUACGGAAGCUGCAGUUGCAACCACACAGCAGUCUGGUGUUGUAUUACAGCCACCAGCCUCAAGCUGUGGAACUGUGAUCUCCAUUAUAAAGAAGGCUUCGCCGAGCCGCCCCACUCCAGCUCCUAGCAGGGAAUCCAAGCCCAGUGAUUCUCCGCCCCCAAAUAAGAUCGUUUGUGAGGACCAGAACCUGUCCAACGACUCAGCAAUCAUUCUAACCCCGAACAAGCCUAUACACUGUGACAGCCCUGUGGAUCCCUCCCUGCACAACAUGCUCUGCAAAGCCGUGAAGGCCACGUUCAACCAGAGCCGAGACAUCUGCACCGUGAACCUGAUCGCCACUGGGAACCCCCCCAACAGGAUUGCUGUGCUCGGUGUUUCUGUGCAAACCAAAGCCGUGCCCAAGGAGCUGUUUGAACUGCUGGGGACGAAGAAGGGAGAGCUCCAGCAGCUUGGCAUUGGCAACGUCACCUAUGCCGACAAGCGGCUGGAGGAGGAGAACGAAGACCGGUUCAGCAUGCCCUUGAUCAUCACCAUCGUGUGCAUGGCCUGCUCCCUGCUGCUCGUCGCUGCCAUCUACGGCUGCUGCCACCAGCGGGUCGCCCGUAGGAAGGAUCAGCAACGCCUGACAGAAGAGCUACAGACCAUGGAGAAUGGCUACCAUGACAACCCGACUCUGGAGGUGAUGGAGACCUCCUCAGAGAUGCAGGAGAAGAAGGUGAACCUGAACGGGGAGCUGGGAGACAGCUGGAUAGUCCCCAUGGACAACCUCACAAAAGAGGAGCUGGAGGGAGAGGAGGACACGCAUUUAUAAGUGACAUGAAACUCUACCAGCAGAACAAAACAAAACAAAA
This is a messenger RNA of Trachemys scripta elegans, 2128 nucleotides long. It is a transcript of the gene PODXL, whose product is annotated as podocalyxin like. Gene Ontology annotation, biological process: cell migration; positive regulation of cell-cell adhesion mediated by integrin; regulation of microvillus assembly. The transcript has 8 exons. The coding region runs from base 457 to 2088 and encodes 543 amino acids. Gene Ontology annotation, cellular component: apical plasma membrane; microvillus membrane. The record is from RefSeq and is a predicted model, not a curated record. NCBI's taxonomy places the organism in Eukaryota, Metazoa, Chordata, Testudines, Emydidae.